UAGUCGAAAGCACUGGUGGUCCAGUUGCUAAGUGCAAAUUAUGUGGUAUAUUAUUAAGGAAUCAUUAUUAAUAAUAAUUGAAUAAUUUACCCUGUCUCUAGCACGUCUUUACCUAAGACGCGGCGCUAAAGAGGGGGAAAAAACAUCCCACGAUCUGACUGCACUGAUUCGGCUUUGGGUUAUCUAGUGAAAUUCUGGUGGUUUGAGAGACCGCUCAGUUUUAGUGGUUUCUGGUGGUUUGCACGGCCGCAUUUGGUGGGCUGGUAAAAAUAAAGUUGGCAACACUGGUACUGACUUUACUGACAUUUGUUCGAGUUGAUCGCUUCAAUACAAUAGAUAAUCUGAAAAAAACGUAUAUUAUAAUUAUAAUAGUCUUGUUUUCUAAGAGUAUCCUCAACAUUACGGUACGCUUAGUUUUGUUUAUAAAUUUAAAACAUUAUGGCUAUGCCAUUGCCGAUACCACCCUGUGCUAAAAGGGAUGGUCUCAGCGGCCUAGGAUGUGAACGUUUUGAAUAUGCAAGUACGAUGGCUACAUCAUUGCUUGCACCGGUUAAAACCGAACGAGAAAUUCUUGAGCAUUCAAUGUCGGAGGACGACCCGAAUGCUAACACCCAGCUGCCCAGUGUGGUUGGCUCGCAACCUCGCUGGGGCCCACGACAUCGCGGCGCUCAAGAACUAGCUGAGCUCUACAGUCCAGGCAAGAGACUGCAGGAAUGGGUGUGUGUGGUGGUUUGUUGUACCUUGUGCAUAUGCGCCGGAAUCCUCAUGGCCAGACACAUUCGGCCAGAUGCGUCACUAUUACUAGCUGCCAUUGCUGGCGUUCUAACAGCAGAUUUUGCUUCUGGCGUAGUGCACUGGGCUGCUGACACAUGGGGAGCGGUUGAUCUACCUCUUAUAGGCAAAAAUUUCCUAAGGCCGUUUCGGGAACACCACAUCGACCCUACGUCGAUAACUCGUCAUGACUUCGUUGAAACGAAUGGUGACAACUUUGCUAUAACCAUACCGGUAUUAGGACGGAUCGUAUGGCAACUGCUCACAUACGAUGAUGAAUUUAUAGAUGAACAGUUCCGGUGGAUUGCCUAUUGGUAUCUUUGCUGUAUUUUUGUAGCAAUGACUAAUCAGAUACAUAAAUGGUCUCAUACGUACUUUGGACUACCUACGUGGGUGGUAUGGCUACAAGAGUGGCACGUAGUGCUGCCGCGCCGCCACCACCGCAUCCAUCACGUCGCGCCGCACGAGACUUACUUUUGUAUUACCACUGGUUGGCUUAACUGGCCAUUGGAGAAACUUCGAUUCUGGUCUACGUUAGAAGCCAUUAUUGAGGCCUUGAGUGGUUGUAAACCACGCGCAGACGACAUGAAGUGGGCACAAAAACGUUCGUAGGACGCAUUCACUUGACAUAGUUUUUAUAAGUACAAAAUCGUCCACAUCUACAAAAUCAAUUAUUAUACCUACCUUUUUGCUAAGAAGGCUACACAAGCUACGUAUUGUGAUUCAUUGACAUUGCUUGUGUUCAUAUUUAAUUAUCUACCUUCUGAUAAAUGUUUUCCUUUACCUAAGUAUUCAAUAUAUAUUAACCACCAGUCCGCACUGGGCCCGCGUGGUGGUUUAAGGCCCGAUCUCCCUAUCCAUCCCUAGGGAAGGCCCGUGCCCCAGCAGUGGGGACGUUAAUGGGCUGAUGAUGAUGAUGAUGAAGUAUUCAAUAAUUAGGUGUAUUUUUGUUGUAUUACCUAAAGUAAUACUUUAUAAGCAUUAUUGUUUUAAGGACCUAUACAAAAUAUAUUACAGAAUACUGAAUAUUGUAUAAGGAAGCUCUGUUUGCCUAAAAGUCUGCAACAGACUUGAAAUAGUGCCUAGAGGUUUCGAACGCGAACCCUGUGUGACGGUAGCUUAGCUUGCUAGCCGUGCGAUGCGCGGCGUACGAGUGAGGUGGCGCACGGCGCCUCACGGUGCUGGAUCAUGUGUUUGAGAUGGUCAAAUUAGGUUUAGUACUUUCAGGUUUGAACGUAACUAAUAUAUAUACCAACUGCGAGUCGUUUUAUACUGCGACCUACAAUGUUUGAUUAAUUUAUCGUUAAAUAAGGUAUUUUUAAAAGCACUGAUUGUGUGUUAUUGUUAAUUGUGAUUAUUAGAUUAAAGCACAUUGUCCAUCACAAAAACGAAUUCUUAUCAUCAAUUGUUAUCCAAUGGCAAUUUGAAAUGUAUCAAAAACCUAGUCAUUUGGACACAAAAUAAAAUUGUGCUAUUAAAGUGCCUCUUGAAUGAUUGUUUGUCAUAUUAUAAAAGACUUCAUAAACAAUGACAAUACUAGUUUUAUGAUUUUGCCAGUGAUAAUUUUAGUUACUAUGUUAUAUAGCUAUUACAGAAGCAAUAUAAACCGUGCUUUUUUACAUGAUUAAAUAAUAUAAUCGCAUUUCGCAGGAAAAAGCCAUGUUGAAGACAGGAUAGUUCUUAAAAAACACAAAUUUUAAAUAAGUAAUAUUUUUUAUACAGUUUCGCUUAACUUUUUACUGGAACGAAGUGACUCAUUUUUAUAAAAACUCAUUUAAGUAUUAGAUAAAUUCGCACAUACUAUCUUAAUUGGGCGUCAUAUUUUGAUGUAUCUUAUCGAAAACCCAGAUUACCUCUUUCUUCAAUAAAUGGAUUGAAUUUGUGCCUACGUAUCUAGGUAAUAAGAAUAAUAAGCUUAGUCUUUUAAAGUAUUUGUAAUGCAGCUUACGAUUAACGUGUAAUAAUUAAAAAAGGGAAAAGCCUGAAACAAAGAAAAUCAAACAUGAAUUUUGUACCUUUACGUAAUUAUAGAAAAAUGCGGACCGGUUAUUUGACAAGUUUAUGUUUUUGCACAAUGGAAUUAGUAUAACUAUUCAUUGUGAAUUGCACAAUGUCGUUGUAAUUAUGAAUGUUUAAACUUGCAUUUUUGUAUUAUAUGGUUUAUUUCACUA
Messenger RNA from Pectinophora gossypiella (pink bollworm), 2942 nucleotides. RefSeq names its product plasmanylethanolamine desaturase (gene Kua). Lineage: Eukaryota; Metazoa; Arthropoda; Insecta; Lepidoptera; Gelechiidae. The record is from RefSeq and is a predicted model, not a curated record. Gene Ontology annotation, molecular function: oxidoreductase activity. The transcript is spliced from 5 exons. Bases 439 to 1383 code for a protein of 314 amino acids.